This is a messenger RNA of Chelmon rostratus (copperband butterflyfish), 1016 nucleotides long. RefSeq names its product SYF2 pre-mRNA-splicing factor (gene syf2). Bases 33 to 755 code for a protein of 240 amino acids. Lineage: Eukaryota; Metazoa; Chordata; Actinopteri; Chaetodontiformes; Chaetodontidae. The transcript is spliced from 7 exons. Gene Ontology annotation, cellular component: Prp19 complex; post-mRNA release spliceosomal complex; catalytic step 2 spliceosome. The record is from RefSeq and is a predicted model, not a curated record.
GUCUUCUUCCUCCGCUUAAUGUUAGCACAACAAUGGCGUCCUGUAGUGAGGAGUCUGCUAACAUAACAGUUACCGAAGAGGAAUCAUCUGAAACGCUUCCGUCCCAGAAGAGAGAAGCUAGACUACGAAAAUUUCGAGAGCUGCAUUUCAAACGGAAUGAAGCACGUAAGCUCAAUCACCAGGAGGUUGUGGAGGAAGACAAAAGACUGAAACUCCCCGCAAACUGGGAGGCUAAGAAAGCCAGACUGGAGUGGGAGCUCGCCGAAGAUGAAAAGAAAAAGGAAUGUGCUGCCAGGGGGGAGGAAUAUGACAGAGUGAAGCUACUGGAAAUCACUGCUGACGAUGCAGAGCGAUGGGAGAGGAAGAAGAAGAAGAAGAACCCAGACACUGGAUUUGCAGGUUAUGCAGAGGCCCAAUUCCGACAGUACCAGAGGCUCACCAAACAAAUCAAACCAGACUUGGAAGGCUAUGAGCGGCAAAGGGAGGAAUGUGGUGAGGACUUCCACCCCACGUCCAAUAGCCUGAUCCACGGUACCCAUGUCCCAACAAAGGAAGGCAUUGACCGCAUGGUGGAAGAUGUAGAGAAACAGAUCGAGAAGCGGGCCAAGUACAGCCGACGCAGGGCCUACAACGACGACGCCGACAUCGACUACAUUAACGAGCGGAAUGCCAAGUUCAACAAGAAGGCGGAGCGUUUCUACGGGAAAUACACAGCAGAGAUCAAACAGAACUUGGAGAGAGGCACGGCUGUCUAGUGGGUCAAGUCACACUUCUGGACAUGUUCUCUGCUUCAGUUUUGUCUUCAUUUAGGAGUCUUGGAUGCAUCUUUUUCCUCUUUCUAACUGUUGAGUAUGGACUCUAUUAUAAAGCAGCUUUUGUCAUGCUGAGGUUAUUUUGGGCAGGAAGAUAAUUCAGUUUUCUGUCAGAUAUGUAAUGUGUGAUGUUCUUUUGUACAGUAUCAGAAGCUGAAACGACACUUGUUAUUCUUAUAUCUUGAAAUAAACCACUUCCAAUUA